Molecule: messenger RNA, 921 nt
Organism: Rosa chinensis
Lineage: Eukaryota; Viridiplantae; Streptophyta; Magnoliopsida; Rosales; Rosaceae
Product: glutaredoxin-C3
Exons: 4
Coding region: 223-585 (120 amino acids)
Biological process (GO): cellular response to oxidative stress
Cellular component (GO): cytoplasm
Molecular function (GO): glutathione disulfide oxidoreductase activity
Source: RefSeq, a predicted model, not a curated record
UCGCUUUUGUUCUUCUAUUGGAUUCAAUUUCAUAUUUGUAGAUCCUCUGUUGUUUCUUGAAAAAUUUGAAAUGAAUAUAAAAGAUUUGAUCUGUGUGAAUCCAUUUUUUCAAUUCUGGGGAGGGGGACUUUUUAGUAGUGGGCCGAGAAGAAAGGAUGAAUUGUUAAUGGGCCUGGCCCGUGGAUUUUUUGGUAUAUUAAAAAGAAAAGAAAAGGGAAGGGAAUGGAAUGUCGUAACAGCUCGAUCGGUGAGGAUAUGGGGCGGUCGGAGUUUGUGAUCGUCACGGUGGCGGCGGUUCUGCUGUUGUUGGGAAACGACGUCGUUGAGGCUUCGAGUUCACCAUCGGCGUUUGUGCAGAACGUCAUCUACUCCAACAAGAUUGCCAUCUUCUCCAAAUCGUAUUGCCCGUAUUGCUUGCGUGCCAAGCGCAUAUUCAGUGAAUUACAUGAGCAACCUUAUGUUGUAGAACUUGAUCUUCGAGAUGAUGGGGGGCAAAUUCAGAGUGUUCUUCUAGAUGUGGUAGGCCGAUCCACUGUCCCACAAGUAUUUGUGAAUGGCAAGCACAUCGGUGGUUCUGAUGGUUAGCUCUCAUCUGCUGUAAUCAACAUAUCUCAAAGCCGCUGUUGCGAGUGGCCAACUUCAGAAGCUUCUUAGCAUAAGUUGAGAAAGCAUUGGAAAUCAAGAAACACAAGUAGACUAGCAUCUGAUAUGAAGCUGCAUCUGAACACUUCUGGGAGCUUAAGAUUGUGAGAUGACACUAUAGUAUCUCAAUAUUAAUGCUUCAUGUAAUUAUUGAUGUAGUGCUGAAUUUGCUCGAAUUCAUGGAAGAAAAAUUAAAUGUAGUUUUCGACCGACAUUUUGAUGCAUCCCAAAUUUGUGAUUGCUGCAGAGAUCUCAUUAAUCUGUCUUCCUUACUAUGAA